AUGUUACUUCCGCCGCGAUCCUACCGCCGUUCUCCUCUUCAACGCCGUGCUCUGCGGCUUCUCCUCUACGUUCUGUUCACAUUCUUUGUCUUUGACCUGCUCACGAUUCUAAAACACCACCGCGAGUUCACCCGUAACCUCCUCGACCAUGUAUACACAUCCCCAGCGCUUCUACCGACGCCGCUACAGAAUCAAAAGAUCUUCAUCGUCGCCCAGUUCUGGACCAAUGCACAUGUCAUCUCCGAGCGAUGGGGUCAGGCUCUUCUCGAUCUGGUAGGAGUGCUGGGAAAGGAGAAUGUAUACGUGAGCAUCUACGAGUCGGGGAGCCUGGACAACACAAAGGAAGUUCUGAAAAUGCUGGAUGAUGUGCUGGCGCAGAACAACAUUCCUCACCAAACGGUCUUGGAUCCAACUACGCACGAAGACGAAAUUAACGCUGGUCCCCUCGAUGAUCAGGGUGUCCCUCGGCAGGGCUGGAUUCAGACCACGAGUGUGGGAACGCAAUGGGGUAAAGAGAUGCGAAGAAUUCCAUACCUCGCUCGCUUACGGAACCUAUCUCUAAAGCCUCUCUUCAGGCUCCGCGACGAGCUAGGGCAAAAGUACGAUAGGAUCCUUUUCCUCAAUGAUGUCGUGUUCCGCCCACAGGACGUCCUUACACUCUUGGCCACGAACCAAGGUUCCUUCUCUUCCGCAUGUGCCCUUGACUUCCAUUUGCCACCAGCCUAUUACGAUACAUUCGUUCUAAGGGAUAAUGAAAGAUUGGCCACAGUCCAGUCUGUAUUUCCCUAUUUCCGUUCUCCGGAGUCUCGUGAGUCAAUGCUCAAGGGUCUCCCAACCAAAGUCUCAGCAUGCUGGAAUGGGAUGAUCGCGAUGGACAGCACACCUUUCUACGAUGGACUUCAGUUCCGUGCACUGAGCGAUAGUCUUGCCAGCAAGCAUCUUGAAGCCAGUGAAUGCUGUCUCAUCCACACAGACAUGAACCUCACUUCUCCCGGUUCCGCUGAUCGGAUAUACGUCAACCCGUCGGUACGCGUUGGAUACACCGUGGAAGCCUACAACGCCACGCACUUUGGGCCUGACGAGAACUUUGUUUCCGCAACGCAAUACGUCGUUGGGGUAUGGACAAAUCGAGUUAGAAGAAACAUUUUGCCACGCGAGACCAAGACUACGAAGGAAGUCAAAAGGAAAAUGGAAAGGUGGGUCAAAGAAGGGGAGAAUUCGCUGGAGGAUAGAAAGGAGACUGGGGAGCUGUGUAUCAUCGAUGAACAGCAUAUCCUGAUUUGGAAUGGGUGGAAGCACGUAUAA
Messenger RNA from Fonsecaea nubica, 1305 nucleotides. RefSeq lists its product as hypothetical. The transcript has a single exon. NCBI's taxonomy places the organism in Eukaryota, Fungi, Ascomycota, Eurotiomycetes, Chaetothyriales, Herpotrichiellaceae. The coding region runs from base 1 to 1305 and encodes 434 amino acids. The record is from RefSeq and is a predicted model, not a curated record.